CCCGCACCCGCUAACACACCGCAGCUGCCGCAGUCUCUGAAGCAGGGAGAGAGCACCCCAAGAUGUGUCGCGGGGUGCUCUGGGUGGCCCUGCCUGUGGCGCUCUCCCUGCUGGUCUGCUCCACGCAGGGGAAGCCACUGGACAGCCGGGUGAGGGCCUCGGCUGGGGGAGAUGCCCACCGCCUGCUAGGAGGGGCCGGAGGUGAGCAGGAACGGGGCACCUUCGACCUGAGGAUGUUCCUGGAAAACAUGAAGGUGGAUUUCUUGCGCAGUCUCAACCUGAGCGGGGUCCCCUCCCAGGACAAAACCCGAGCUGAGCCACCGCAGUACAUGAUUGACCUGUACAACAGAUACACCACUGACAAGACGUCCACCCCCGCGUCCAACAUCGUGCGCAGCUUCAGCGUAGAAGAUGCUGUCUCUGUCGCAGCCACAGAAGACUUCCCUUUCCAGAAACACAUCUUGCUCUUCAAUAUCUCUGUUCCCAGGCAUGAGCAGAUCACCAGGGCUGAGCUCCGUCUCUACCUCUCUUGUCAAAGUCACAUGGAUGCCUCCCAUGAGCUGAAAGGAAACAUGAUCAUCUAUGAUGUUCUGGACGGAGCCUGGGAUGCUUCUGAGGGAACCAAGACCUUCUUGGUGUCCCAGGACAUCCGGGAUGAGGGCUGGGAGACCUUUGAGGUGUCCAGUGCUGUGAAGCGGUGGGCCCGGGCUGACUCCACCAAGAGCAAAAAUAAACUGGAAGUGACAGUCGAGAGUCACAGGAAAGGCUGCGACAAGCUAGAUAUCAGUGUCCCCCCAGGCUCCAAAAACCUGCCCUUCUUUGUCGUCUUCUCCAAUGACCGUAGCAACGGAACCAAGGAGACCACGCUAGAGCUCAGGGAGAUGAUCAGCCAUGAGCAGGAAAGUGUGCUCAAGAAGCUGUCUAGGAACAGCCUGUUGGAGGCAGGUGAGGAUAAGGAUGGGGAGGAGGAGGGCAUGGAAGGCCACGUGGCCAUGGGGUCAUCUCUGGCCAGACGGAAGAGGAGCGCUGGGGCCAACAACCACUGUCAGAAGACCUCGCUGCGGGUGAACUUCGAGGACAUCGGCUGGGACAGCUGGAUCAUCGCGCCCAAGGAGUACGACGCCUAUGAAUGUAAAGGUGGCUGCUUCUUCCCCCUGGCUGAUGAUGUGACCCCCACAAAACACGCCAUUGUGCAGACCCUGGUGCAUCUCAAGUUUCCCAUGAAGGUGGGCAAGGCCUGCUGUGUGCCCACCAAACUGAGUCCCAUUUCCAUUCUCUACAAGGAUGACAUGGGGGUUCCCACACUCAAGUACCACUAUGAAGGAAUGAGCGUGGCAGAGUGUGGGUGCAGGUAGUGCCAGCCCGGGGGUGGGGGAGGCAGGGCAGAGGGGGGUCCUAAGGAGAAGUCCUGUGUCUCCCUGGGCAUGACGGGGACUAAGCCCCCCUGCAUGCCAGCCUUGAGAAGGAAGGAGAGCCACCAGGUCCUCGAGGUAAAGGCCUGCUCACCCUCUCAAUGGCCCACCCCAUACACACACCACUGGGUGGAACUGCAGGGGAGGGGAUGGUAGUGGGC
This is a messenger RNA of Phacochoerus africanus (Common warthog), 1573 nucleotides long. It is a transcript of the gene GDF2, whose product is annotated as growth differentiation factor 2. Bases 63 to 1355 code for a protein of 430 amino acids. Gene Ontology annotation, biological process: SMAD protein signal transduction; BMP signaling pathway. Lineage: Eukaryota; Metazoa; Chordata; Mammalia; Artiodactyla; Suidae. The transcript is spliced from 2 exons. The record is from RefSeq and is a predicted model, not a curated record. Gene Ontology annotation, molecular function: growth factor activity; cytokine activity. Gene Ontology annotation, cellular component: extracellular region.